AUGGAAAACAACAAUGAAAACAUCAUUAAGGGUUCUGAACUUAUGGUCAAGUUAAACCUAACAAAUUUUCUUGAAUGGCAAGACAAGCUGGUUGAAGUAGUGAAACUCAAUGGCAUUGAGUAUGCACUGUUCUACCCCUUGCCAAGCUAUUAUGCAAGAGACAUGACUCCUGAAAGACACGCCGCCUGUGAUGCGAAUCUCCAGAAGGUCAUGAGUCUCAUGCUGAGCAACAUCCCUAACGAUUGUCAUAGAAGAGGUCGAUCACGUCAAAGGUCUCUCCAUCCUCUUGACCUUGAAUUGGAGAGGACACUAAGGAGAUUAAGGCGCGUUCGAACUCGCUCGUCAAGCCACAACCGGUUUGAAUCCUUGAGUGUAGGCGUGGAACAAGAAGAAAGUGAGCAAACCUUUGGAACCAUGGCGCUCCCGGUCAAGAAUUUGGGUAUACCGGGAGCAUUUGAGGCCACAUGUGGUAUCCAAGCUCCCACAACCAAUAAUAAUAACUUCGAAAUCAAACCCGCUUUGAUUAACUUGGUUCAAAGCCAUCCUUUUUGUGGGAAGAGCAACGAGUCACCACACGAGCACCUAAAGCAAUACGAACAUUAUUGUGAUACAAUCAAACACAAUGGUGUGACCUCAGAUUAUGUGCGGUUGACGCAAUUUCGUUUCUCUCUCCUUGGGCGAGCUAGCGAUUGGCUUGACAAGGAGGUCAAGCCAAAUUCACUUCGCACUUGGAAUGAAGUGACUAGCGUAUUUUCGAGCAAGUUCUACUCUCAUGGCAAGACGGCGGAGUAUCGCCACAAAAUUCAAUCAUUUGAGCAAAAGCGUGAUGAAUCGGUUUUUGAAGCUUGGGACCGAUUCAAAGAAUACCAAAGGGAGUGCCCUCACCAUGGGAUCCCUAAGUGGUUGCUACUUCAAACCUUCUACUUGGGAUUGAGCCCAACCUCCAAGACGAGUCUAGAUGCGGGGGCGGGUGGUCCCAUAAUGAACAAGACCGAAGAUCAAAUCGAACAGAUAAUUGAGUAUGUGGUCCAAAAUUAUCAAGCUUGGCACGUUGGUGCAAGGGACUAUGAUAGCAAGGGUAGGAAUGAUGAUGGUAAAGGGUCGGUAUAUGCUAUGGAGCAAGCUAGGAUCAUUGAGAAGCUUAGCUCGAGAUUGGAAAAGCUAGAGAGCACACCAAGUCAACCACCAUCACCAUCAAUAAUUCCACCGCCUUCGGCUACUCUUCUCACCAAGGGGAAGAGCAAGGUGAGUUCCUAUGACACUAUGCCUCCGGGCACAUCUUUUUGUGAUAAUUAUCAAGAUUUUGGUCAUUUCCCCAAUGAUUGUCCUUUGGUGCAUAAUGUGUCUUAUGUGGAUUACAACCCUUCUUGUGAAGGUGAUUUUGAUAUGGAAUAUGCCCAUGCUUUGAAUGAGAGGUCUAGAAAUGAUAACCCCAAUAAUCAAAACUUUGCUAGGCAAGCACCUAGAGGCCCCCCUAUGUAUGGAUCCUACCAAGGCUAUGGCCAAGGAGCUCAACUUGCUAAUACCAUUAAGGAACAUCAUGCGCAUACUAGUCUCCCACCCCAAAGUCAAGUUCCAAAGCAAAUGAAUGCCAUAGUGACAAGGAGUGGGAGGAUUUUAGAUGAUGUUCCUAGAGCUAAUAAGGUUUCUAAGUCCAAUGCGAAGGAUCAAGAGGGAGUCGUUGAGUCUAGCGACAAUGAUGUGGUAGAAGAGGAGCCUCCCAUCGAUGAUGUGGGUGAUACUCCUAUACCAAAAGAGGCAACUCUUCUACCUCUCCCCACUCCUAAACAUCCCUAUCCCCAAAGAUUCAUAAGGCACAAGUUAGAUGUGCAAUUCUCAAAAUUCCUUGAUGUUCUUCGAAAAUUGCAUAUCACUAUCCCCUUUACGGAUGUGUUAAAACAAAUUCCAACCUACUCAAGAUUUCUUAAGGAAAUAUUGAGUGGGAAGCGAGAUUGUGAUGUAAAGGAGACGGUGAACCUCACCGAAAAUUAUAGUGCUAUUAUUCUUAACCAAACGCCACCCAAACUCAAAGACCCGGGUAGUUUCUCUAUCCCUUAUGCUAUUAAGAAGCUUGAAAUAAGCAAUGCCUUGUGUGAUUUGGGUGCUAGUGUUAGUCUAAUGCCUUAUUUGGUGUUUACCAAGCUUGAAGUUGGUGAUCUUGUCCCAACCAACAUUACAUUGCAACUUGUCGACCGUUCGGUCAAAUACCCUAUUGGCAAGAUUGAGGAUGUACCCUUGAGAGUUGGUGGAUUUGUGAUCCCCGUCGAUUUUGUGGUCCUAGACAUAGAUGAGGACGUGCAUGUCCCUAUUAUUCUUGGUCGCCCAUUUUUGGCCACGGCGGGGGCCAUUAUUGAUGUCAAGCAAGGGAAAUUUACUUUGAAAGUUGGGAAGGAUAGUUUUUUUUUGACUUGA
Messenger RNA from Spinacia oleracea (spinach), 2412 nucleotides. RefSeq lists its product as uncharacterized. Lineage: Eukaryota; Viridiplantae; Streptophyta; Magnoliopsida; Caryophyllales; Amaranthaceae. The transcript is spliced from 3 exons. Bases 1 to 2412 code for a protein of 803 amino acids. The record is from RefSeq and is a predicted model, not a curated record.